AUGGCUUUAGCGAUGAUGAAUUGGAUCUCGCUGUGCAAGCGGCGAUUGAUCGACGGAUCCGGCAAAGGCAGCAAGCGGCGGCGGCCGAUCCAUCGCCGACGGCAUGUACCCCGGGACCACAUUGCUGCACAUCAGCGGUUGUAUGAGGACUACUUUGCUCCGCAGCCGCGUUUUGGGGAUGCCUUAUUCCGCCGACGUUUUAGGAUGCAUCGUCCUCUGUUUAUGCAUAUCGUUGGUGCAUUAGAGAGAAGGUACGAGUUUUUCAGAAUCGGGGAGGAUGCGGCUGGCAAACCCGGACACACGCCAAUACAGAAGUGUACGGCCACAAUCAGGCAACUGGCGUACGGAGGCCCGGCCGACAUGUUCGACGAGUACCUCCACAUUGGGGAGUCUUCAGCCGUCGAGUGUCUGUUGGAGUUUUCCGCGGGCGUUAGAGCGAUAUUCGGGGAUCGUAUCUUCGGCGUCCGAGCCCCGAAGACUGCCAGCGGCUGA
Salvia hispanica is the source of this 492-nucleotide messenger RNA. NCBI's taxonomy places the organism in Eukaryota, Viridiplantae, Streptophyta, Magnoliopsida, Lamiales, Lamiaceae. The record is from RefSeq and is a predicted model, not a curated record.